AUGGCCUCUCAUCAUCGCAUCGGAGCUACUCUAUCGACGAUCGUUCCCAACCUUGCAGGAGAAGUCGUGUGCUACUACGGAACAUGGGCCGUGUCGCGUCAGAACGGUGGAGGGUUCGAUAUCAAUAAUAUUAAUCCCGCACUGUGCACGCAGCUCGUCUACGCGUUCUUCGACAUCGGUCCGGACGGUUCGAUUGUCCCCUCGGAUGCAAACGUUGCCAGUGGGCAGUACAAUAUGCUGGCGAAGUUUAGCGAUCUGAAGCAGAGGUAUCCCGCCCUGAAAACGAUAGCCGCCGUCGGAGGUUGGUCUGCGACCGACAACUUCACCCCGAUGGCCACCAAUGCUCAGCGACGUGCAACGUUCGUGCGGAGUGUGAUAGCUUUACUGCAAAAGUAUCGUUUCGACGGUUUGGACGUCGAUUGGGAGUAUCCCACUGAUAAGGGCGUCUUUGUGCAGCUUUUAAGGGAUCUGGCGGCCGCUUUCGCACCGAGCAAGUAUCUGCUAACGGUGGCUGUUGGUGGUACCAGCUUCGAAGCCAUCAAUCGGUACGAUAUUCCGGCCAUUGCGAGCAUCGUCAACUUCAUCAACCUGAUGACGUACGACCUGCAGGGGGAUUAUGGCGUCACUCGACACCAAGCCGCCCUCUACCCGGGAUCGGCCGCACUGGACAAUUCGGACUAUAAGCGUGCGCUGAACGCGGAAGCUGUGAUUACCUAUUGGCUGAGUAAGGGUGCGCCUGCAAGCAAACUCAACUUGGGCAUCCCAUUGUAUGGACGUACCUUCAAGCUGGCCAACCCAAGCGUGAACGGUGUUGGUGCACCGGUUAGUGGUGUCGGCACUAAAGGUCCAAUCACGCAGGAAGCAGGGAUACUCGCCUACUACGAAAUUUGUUCAUCCCCCACGCUGACCCGCAAGCAGUACGACUCGGCACAGGUGGGCGCAUUCGCUUCCGGUGGCGGUGAGUGGGUCAGCUACGAUAGUGUGGAAAGCAUCGGGCAGAAGUGUGACGUGAUUGCAAAGUACGGACUCGGCGGUGGUAUGGUGUGGGCGAUCGACAUGGACGAUUUUGCCGGCAAAUGUGGCUCCAAAUUUCCGCUGAUGACUGCACUGAAUAACUGUGUGAACAGAAAUGGGGGAGUUGCUCCAACUCCUGCUCCAACUCCUGCUCCAACGACAGCACGUCCUGCUACGGCCACGACCGCUCGACAGGUAGUUACCACGACAACCACCAAACCCGUCACACCCGGUUCCGGCGUAUUUGUUUGUCCCCGUGACGGUUACUUCCGCGAUCCGCGCAAUUGCACCAAGUUCUACAGAUGUUAUGACGGUGGUCGACAAGCGUUGUUCGAUUGUCCGAGUGGAUUGUACUUCAACGAAGCUAUCACUGGAUGCGAUUGGCCUUACAAUGUCAAAUGUUAA
This is a messenger RNA of Anopheles arabiensis, 1419 nucleotides long. Its product is annotated as chitinase-3-like protein 1. Gene Ontology annotation, biological process: chitin catabolic process; carbohydrate metabolic process. The transcript has a single exon. Gene Ontology annotation, molecular function: chitinase activity; chitin binding. NCBI's taxonomy places the organism in Eukaryota, Metazoa, Arthropoda, Insecta, Diptera, Culicidae. Bases 1 to 1419 code for a protein of 472 amino acids. The record is from RefSeq and is a predicted model, not a curated record. Gene Ontology annotation, cellular component: extracellular region.